GGGAAGCGGCGCGCGCUGCGCGGGAGGUGACGGUGCCUCUGACUGUCCGGGUCCCUCCAGCAUUUUGCAGCUUUCUCCUGUCUUGAAGAAGUAGAACGGUGCCCGAGAAACGUUUUUCCCCUUCGAGACUCAGGAGGAUGAAAGUCAUCACUUGUGAAAUAGCCUGGCACAACAAGGAGCCCGUGUACAGCCUGGACUUCCAGCAUGGGACGGCUGGGAGGAUCCACAGACUGGCGUCUGCCGGCGUGGACACCAAUGUCAGGAUCUGGAAGGUAGAAAAGGGACCAGAUGGAAAAGCCAUCGUGGAAUUUUUGUCCAAUCUUGCUCGUCAUACCAAAGCCGUCAAUGUUGUGCGUUUUUCUCCAACUGGGGAAAUUUUAGCAUCGGGAGGAGAUGAUGCUGUCAUCCUAUUGUGGAAGGUGAAUGAUAACAAGGAGCCGGAGCAGAUCGCUUUUCAGGAUGAGGACGAGGCCCAGCUGAACAAGGAGAACUGGACGGUUGUGAAGACUCUGCGGGGCCACUUAGAAGAUGUGUAUGAUAUUUGCUGGGCAACUGAUGGGAAUUUAAUGGCUUCUGCCUCUGUGGAUAACACAGCCAUCAUAUGGGAUGUCAGCAAAGGACAAAAGAUAUCAAUUUUUAAUGAACAUAAAAGUUAUGUCCAAGGAGUAACCUGGGACCCUUUGGGUCAAUAUGUUGCUACUCUGAGCUGUGACAGGGUGCUGCGAGUAUACAGUAUACAGAAGAAGCGUGUGGCUUUCAAUGUUUCGAAGAUGCUGUCUGGAAUAGGGGCUGAAGGAGAGGCAAGAAGCUACCGGAUGUUUCACGACGACAGCAUGAAGUCUUUCUUCCGUAGACUGAGUUUCACUCCCGACGGAUCUUUGCUUCUCACGCCAGCUGGAUGUGUGGAAUCUGGUGAAAAUGUAAUGAAUACCACUUAUGUUUUCUCCAGGAAGAAUCUUAAAAGGCCCAUCGCUCAUCUUCCAUGUCCUGGAAAAGCCACUCUUGCUGUUCGCUGCUGUCCGGUCUACUUUGAACUGAGGCCAGUGGUGGAAACAGGUGUGGAGCUGAUGAGUCUGCCCUACCGCCUGGUGUUUGCUGUGGCCUCGGAGGAUUCCGUGCUUCUGUAUGACACCCAGCAGUCCUUCCCUUUUGGUUACGUGUCUAAUAUACAUUACCACACCCUCAGUGACAUUUCAUGGUCCAGCGAUGGUGCCUUCCUGGCCAUUUCUUCCACGGACGGUUACUGCUCAUUUGUGACAUUUGAGAAAGAUGAACUUGGAAUUCCUUUGAAAGAGAAGCCAGUUUUGAACAUGAGAACUCCUGAUACAGCAAAGAAAACCAAGAGUCAGACACAUCGAGGGUCUUCGCCAGGACCCAGACCGGUAGAGGGAACCCCUGCCAGCAGAACCCAAGACCCCAGCAGCCCCGGCACGACUCCCCCUCAGGCCAGACAGGCCCCAGCCCCAACAGUCAUCAGGGACCCUCCCUCCAUCACUCCUGCUGUCAAAAGCCCCUUGCCGGGGCCUUCGGAGGAGAAGACCCUGCAGCCCAGUAGUCAAAACACAAAAGCCCACCCAUCCCGGAGGGUCACUCUGAACACACUGCAAGCCUGGAGCAAGACAACACCCCGGAGAAUAAACUUAACACCCUUAAAGACGGACACUCCACCAAGUUCUGUACCAACCAGUGUGAUUUCCACCCCUUCUACAGAAGAAAUUCAGUCAGAGACGCCUGGAGACGCUCAGGGCAGUCCCCCAGAGCUAAAGCGGCCCAGACUCGAUGAAAACAAAGGAGGCACGGAAAGUCUGGACCCUUGAUGGGACCUCGGCUUCUGCUCGAAGCCUACCAGGCUCCCGGUGUGUGCAGGGAGACGGUAAAGCUGGAGGUGCCUGAGACCAGGGCUUCCAUGGAGCGGGACACACUGUAAAUGGAUUUCUAUAACAGAAGUGACAUGUGUACUGAUUUUUCUCCAGAAAUAUGGAUGCUGUUGUAUUCAGUAUCCAUUUUUAACUUGGGACAUGAACGUUUUAACGUAGUAAAUCCUCUUUUUGAUGAGUUUCUGAAACUGGAGCGGUUCAACGUUAUCCAGUGUGAAAAUCAGUGAGUCCUCCCUGGCAUCCUCGUGAAAGUGCACACACUUCAUGGAGGGACUCCUUUUCAAUAAGAAUUAGGAAGAUGAGAAAGUAAUUUGAGAUUUUACUCUGUCGAAUUUUAGAGUAUUUGAAGUGAUUGUUAGAUUUCACUUCUAAGGAGUUGAUUGAUUAAACUUUGGAAGGUAGUUGUGUUUGUUUUCUGAUUUUAAAGGUGACGAUGCUUAUUCUUUUAGUAACUAAGUGAAGUGAAAAAGAUGGGUAUCACCCAUCAUCUUCCCACCAGAAGUAACCCUCGUUAAUGUUGUAGUAUAUUUCCUUAGCAUUUUUGUGGAUCUAUUUAUUCUAAAAAGAGAAUUGAGAUUUUAUUUCAUAUGCAAUUUGGUAUCUAAAUAGGUUAGUUUUUUAGAUUGGUUUUUCAAAGCAAAAAAAGUAUCUUUUUUGUUUUUUGAGACAGGGUCUUGCUCUGUUGCCCAGGCUGGAGUGCAGUGGCGCUAUCUCAGCUCACUGCAGCCUCGACCUCCUGGGCUCGAGCGAUCCUUCCACCUCAGCUUCCCGAGUAGCUGGGACUACAGGCAUGUGCCACCAUGCCAUGCUAAUUUCACACACACAUGCACCCACACACACACAUAUAUAUGAUACAUAUAUAUAUAUAUACACACACACACAAGUAUGUGUGUAUAUAUAUAUUUUUUUUCUUUUUUUUUUGAGAUGGAGUCUCACUCUGUCGCCCAGGCUGGAGUACAGUGGCACAAUCUCGGCUCACUAUAACCUCCGCCUCCUGGGUUCAAACGAUUCUCCUGCCUCUGCCUCUUGAGUAGCUAGGAUUACAGGUGUGUGCCACCACAUCCGGCUAAUUUUUAUAUUUUUAGUAGAGAUGGGGUUUUGCCAUGUUGGCCAAGCUGGUCUCUAACUCCUGACCUCAGAUGAUCUGCCUGCCUCGGCCUCCCAAAGUGUUGGGAUUACAGGUGUGAGCUACUGCACCUGGCCUAAUUAUUAUAUUUUUAGGGGAGACGGGGUUUUUCCAUGUUGCCCAGGCUGGUCUCGAACUCCUGGGGCUCAAGUAAUCCUCCCUCCCCAGCCUCCCAAAGUGUUGGGAUUACAGGCGUGAGACACCAUGCCUGGUCAAAUGGUAUCUGUUUUGACGGGUGGUUCUCAACUGUAGCUGCAUACUGAAAUCACCUAAGAGCUGACAUACCAGUGCCUGGGUUCCCGCUUCGGAGGAUUUGGCCUAAUCGGUCUGGGGUAUGUUCUGAAUAUUAGGAUUUCUUAAAGCUCCUGGAGUAAUUCUGAUGCGCAGCCAAGAUUGAGAAAUCUAAGGGAAAAAACUUUCCCUGGAUACGGUCUGUUCUGGUUAAAUGCAUUUCCACUGAAAGCAUUUUUUUUUUUUUCCGAGACAGAGUCUCGCUCUGUCACCCAGGCUGGAGUGCAGUGGCGCAAUCUCCACUCACUGCAACCUCACCUCCUAGGUUCAAGGGAUUCUCCUGCCUCAGCCUCUCCAGUAGCUGGGAUUACAGGCACCCGCCACCACGCCCGGCUAAUUUUUGUAUUUUUAGUAGAGAUGGUGUUUCACCAUGUUGGUCAGGCUGGUCUCCAACGCCUGACCUCGUGAUCUGCCCACCUCAGCCUCCCAAAGUGCUGGGAUUACAGGCGUGAGCCACCGCGCCCAGCCGAAAGCAUUUUCUUGAUUAUCUCUGCCCCGUCACUGAUUGACAUCCUCCUUUGCUGGGGCCGCGGACUGAAGGACAGUAUGCAGGAGGUGCCAUCAGCUCUUCUGAAAAGAGACAGCUUUCAGUGUCAUGUGGCUGGCGUGAGGUGCGGUUUGCAGUUGUUGAUCCUGUGCAGACAGAUGAAUGACCAUGGGUCCCCUGUCCUUAUUGAGCAGCCUGCUUCCUGGCCAUACCUGGGGAGGAACAGUAUUAGGUUUUUCUGGGUGUGGUGGCUCACACCUGUAAUCCCAGCACUUUGGGAGGCCAAGGUGGGUGGAUCACUUGAGGUUGGGAGUUUGAGACCAGCCUGGCCAACAUGGUGGAACCCCAUCUCUACUAAAAAUACAAAAACUAGCCAGGCGCGGUGGCACACACUUGUAAUCCCAGCUACUCGGGAGGCUGAGGCACAAGAAUCGCUUGAACCCGGGAGGCGGAGUUUGUAGUGAGCUGAGAUGGUGCCACUGUACUCCAGCCUGGGCGACAGAGCGAGACUCUGUCUCAAAAAAAAAAAAAAAGAGAAAAAGAAGAACAGUAUUAGGUUUUACAAAUCUGUUUCUUGUGCAUUGAUUGUGGGAGUUGGGGUGGGGGACCCCUGAUGGCCUGCCUGUUCUCAGCCAUCAUCCUUAAAUAUAAAUCAAAAUUGGCAAUAAAAGACCAAGUGAAGUCA
This is a messenger RNA of Homo sapiens (human), 4466 nucleotides long. RefSeq names its product chromatin assembly factor 1 subunit B (gene CHAF1B). Gene Ontology annotation, cellular component: cytoplasm; nucleus. The transcript has 14 exons. The coding region runs from base 138 to 1817 and encodes 559 amino acids. Gene Ontology annotation, biological process: DNA replication-dependent chromatin assembly. The record is from RefSeq and is marked reviewed. NCBI's taxonomy places the organism in Eukaryota, Metazoa, Chordata, Mammalia, Primates, Hominidae.